AUGACCGAUAACGAUAGUCCAAACGCCGCCAAUUGUGUGGCACGUUUCUUCAGCAGAAGUUUCGCAACGACUACUAGGCUGCCAAUUGGAGCUGCCCCAACGUGCGCCACAAUGUCAUCCACAAACACACUCAUGGUGGCGGCACUCAAAGGGGAGUUGCGAAGAGAAAGUAGUUGGACGCAAGAGCGGAAAGCGGAGAGCGGCAGUCUCUUUUCCCGUUGGCGCAACUCAACGAAACUCUCUCGGCAGCCGAAAGAGCACAGAGAGCGGCGUGUGGACCGCAUUGGGUGGCGAUGCGGGUUGUUGCUGGCACAGAUUUUGGUGACAGUUUGAAAGGGCUUAAUGUCUGCAAAGUUUUGCAUUUGUUGCUGCCACAGAAAAGAAAAAUGUAAUAUGAUUAUUUAUUUUUAAACGGUGUCAAAA
Drosophila ficusphila is the source of this 423-nucleotide messenger RNA. RefSeq lists its product as uncharacterized. The transcript is spliced from 2 exons. Lineage: Eukaryota; Metazoa; Arthropoda; Insecta; Diptera; Drosophilidae. Bases 1 to 333 code for a protein of 110 amino acids. The record is from RefSeq and is a predicted model, not a curated record.